AUGUCUUGGUCCCAGAAGAUUUUUACCCUCCCCUCCCGCAGCCGUGGCUCCUACCUUAUCACCGACCAUGUCCUCCAGGAGGUUCCCGAGAUCCGCGACUACAAAGUUGGCAUGCUGAAUCUGUUUGUGCAACACACUAGCUGUGCGCUUUCGCUAAACGAGAACUGGGAUGACGAUGUUCGCGCCGAUAUGAGCGAUGCGCUAGACCGGAUUGCGCCUAUGGAUAAAAAGGGAAAUCUGUAUCGUCAUUCUGCCGAGGGCGAGGAUGACAUGCCGGCUCACAUCAAAUCUGCGCUCAUCGGCGCGUCGGUCAAUAUCCCCAUCACCAACGGUCGCUUGGCUACCGGAACAUGGCAAGGCAUUUGGUACCUGGAGUUCCGGACCAGUCGACACAGUCGCAAGGUUGUCGCGACGAUCCAGGGACAGAAGGCUGGAACGGGAUGGAGCUGA
Penicillium digitatum Pd1 is the source of this 450-nucleotide messenger RNA. RefSeq names its product YjbQ family protein. The record is from RefSeq and is a predicted model, not a curated record. NCBI's taxonomy places the organism in Eukaryota, Fungi, Ascomycota, Eurotiomycetes, Eurotiales, Aspergillaceae.